AGUUUUGCUGCUAGUCGCGGACGCAAUGGCUUCAAGGUUACUUCGCGGAGCUGGAACGCUGGCCGCGCAGGCCCUGAGGGCUCGCGGCCCCAGUGGCGCGGCCGCGAUGCGCUCCAUGGCAUCUGGAGGUGGUGUUCCCACUGAUGAAGAGCAGGCGACUGGGUUGGAGAGGGAGAUCAUGCUGGCUGCAAAGAAGGGACUGGACCCAUACAAUGUACUGGCCCCAAAGGGAGCUUCAGGCACCAGGGAAGACCCUAAUUUAGUCCCCUCCAUCUCCAACAAGAGAAUAGUAGGCUGCAUCUGUGAAGAGGACAAUACCAGCGUCGUCUGGUUUUGGCUGCACAAAGGCGAGGCCCAGCGAUGCCCCCGCUGUGGAGCCCAUUACAAGCUGGUGCCCCAGCAGCUGGCACACUGAGCACCUGCACUAAAUUACUCAAAAUGUGCUGUAAAGUUUCUUCUUUCCAGUAAAGACUAGCCAUUGCAUUGGCUCCUUCUCCCAUAGAUGGCUGGUCUUAUUUCUUACCCGUAUUCUUUGGUAGGCAUGGAAUAUGCUUAUUUUGGGAAAAGCUGUCUGUUAAUGCUAGCUUGCCAUCCACUUACUGAAAGUGUAUAACCAGUGUAUAGUGCUUAGAUUAAUAAUAAGAAUAGAUCGACAACCCGUAAUGCAAUGAAUGGGACCACCUGGUAUGA
Molecule: messenger RNA, 690 nt
Organism: Homo sapiens (human)
Lineage: Eukaryota; Metazoa; Chordata; Mammalia; Primates; Hominidae
Gene: COX5B
Product: cytochrome c oxidase subunit 5B
Exons: 4
Coding region: 26-415 (129 amino acids)
Biological process (GO): proton transmembrane transport; oxidative phosphorylation; mitochondrial electron transport, cytochrome c to oxygen
Cellular component (GO): respiratory chain complex IV; mitochondrial inner membrane; mitochondrial envelope
Source: RefSeq, marked reviewed